Lingula anatina is the source of this 3738-nucleotide messenger RNA. Its product is annotated as protein disulfide-isomerase TMX3. The record is from RefSeq and is a predicted model, not a curated record. Gene Ontology annotation, cellular component: endoplasmic reticulum. NCBI's taxonomy places the organism in Eukaryota, Metazoa, Brachiopoda, Lingulata, Lingulida, Lingulidae.
AACGCAUGACUACAAUGGAGAAGUGGAAGUGGAGUGUCAUCGCAGUUCUCGGUUUCCUUGGUGCAUACGUAUCUGCUAGCGUUUUAAACCUAGACGAAAGAUUUCUUGAGCAGAAAAAGGAUGGAUCCUGGUUAGUAGAGUUUUAUGCUCCAUGGUGUGGGCACUGUAAAAAACUAGAGCCUAUUUUCACGGAAGUUGGACUCGCGCUCCGCCAUACAGGUAUCAGGGUGGCUAAACUUGAUGGAACGGCUUACUCCUCCGUGAUGCAUGCUUUUGAAGUACGAGGAUUUCCUACUAUAAAAUUUAUUAAAGGAGACAAAAACUAUACCUUUACUGGGGACAGGACAAAGGAAGAUAUUGUCCAGUUUGCUAAGAAGGCAGACGGUCCUGGUGUUCGCUUCCUGAGCAGUCUUGGAAAGUUCAGAGAGGCGAAAAGUGAGCAUAAAGAUGAGGACACAGUGUUCUUUGUAUAUGUGGGUAACCAGGAUCCUCAGGUGUCAGCACUUCUGAGUGCCUACAAACAAAUUGCCCAAGAGAGGAAAGUGCAGACAUAUUUUUAUGCUGGUGAGAUCCGCAUACUGCCAGAGGAAAUUAAAGCUAGUCUCAAAGCAGAAUCCACUGUGAUUGUAUUCAAAGAUGAUACUUAUGAAGAAUAUGAAGUUCCAGCAGAACCAACAAAGCAGGCCCUGGAUGCCUGGAUCAACAAAGUCCGCUUUCAUCUCUACCCUAAAGUAGGCGGCCCUGCCAUCAACGAGAUGGCGAGCACUGGGAAGAUGAUAGUGAUAGCUGUAAUAGACUCUGCAGCAGAGGAGGAAUUGACAAAACAUAACAGAGUAAAAGAAGUUGUAAAAACUCUGGCGCUGAGAAAGAACAGUGAUAUAAACAAGCAGUUUCAGUUCGCUUGGAUGGGGGACAAUGAGGUGGCCAACGACAUCACCAUGUGGUACAUCUCAAUGCCCAACUUGAUUGUCCUUGACCCCAGCUCACGGCUGUAUUUCAUGCCCAACUUCAGCGUGGUGGACAUUACAAUAGGAACACUUGAGGCCUUCCUAGAGAAUGUGCAUGAAGGGAAAAUACCUGCCAAAGGGGGAACAGGAUUCUUACAGAGAGUGCAAAGAAUUCUUUAUGAAAUAAUAUCUAUGUUUAUAUCAGUGUGGAUGUCAUCUAGGCUGAUGUUUUUCUUGAUCUUCGUCUUACCCGGUGCCUUGAUCAGCAUCGUGUGCUAUGCAGCGUGCGGCCCACCUAGCGAGAACACAGGAGACGAGGAAUCUGACGAGGGCGAUUACGGGGAAGUAGACAUGUCAAACAUAGAAGAGGAUGCCGAAUCUUUACUUGAAGAUUGUGACCCAGACCACUUGAAGUCAGAAUGAAGAAAUGGCUUGAGUAAAAUUGAUGUAAAAAUUCUGGAAGUGCCUUUAGUCAGGGCAUUUGUAAUAGAAAAUUAAGUGGACAGGAAGAAAAGUUGAUGUGGUCAAUUAGUCAGCACAGUGGGUGUGAAUAUGUGAAACAAGUUUUAACUUGUAUUAAAAUAUAACAAAAACCCUUUUUUUUGGGGGGGGGGGUAUAGAAGGGGCCGGUGAUAUAUUUAGGUUAUGUACACCACACCAAAUAUGCUCAGUUAAUACUGCCAGAAUUUGCCAGAUGGCAAACAUGCUUUAUGUAUGAUAGAGUGAUUGAACUUUUUUAUGUAAGGUUACAUUGAAAUACCAGUCAAGCACACCACAGUGACACCUAGUGAAAAGUUUUUUUAACUACAACAGAAGAGAAAACUUUGAAGGGCUUUCCAGCAUUUAUAGUAGUAAGAUAAAGCAAAUUACUUUAGUAGUACAUAAAAUGCAAACAUUUUACAUCAUGUUUUUUUUUCUUGAAUGGAAAUGGUUUUGAAGGAAUCCUUGCGAGAGGAAAUGACAAUUUCAAUAUUGAUUAUUGAAGUAUGUCUUAGUGUUUACUAAGUUUAAAUACUUCAUGAACUUAAACCAGUUUUCCAGUGAAAUAAGAAUCCAUUCAUAGUCUCUUUUCAUAACCUUUGGGUAAAAAUGUGUUUUAUUGCUACCAUUAUUAUAAUUGUGACAUUCAUAUAAUAUAACAUAUAUAUAAUUUAUUACAUAUUUGUUAAAGAAACCAAGAAUUUGUGUGUGAGGCAAUUUUCCCCUAGGCUACUUUAAAAUGAGAUUUUUUACUAAAACUAUUUCAGAACACUAUGUUUUGAAUGUGAGCAACUGUUGUGCAGUUUUAAUCUAAUUGGCUGGAAAAGUCGAAAUCAAGGUGCUUAAGGGUCAAAACAUAUUUCAAUUUAAACCACAGUCAAAGAAAUAUGAUAUGAUGUAUAGGAUAUACAUAUUAAGAAUUUGAGAGAUAUUUUAGAAAAGUUUCAAAUAAGCUUUCAGAUACUAAACUACAGCACAAAGUCCCAAGAAACAAGAUCUUUGAACUAUACACUAACUUAAAGCCAAGUUUGAGUGUUUUUGAGGCAAGUAGGAUUGCUUGAUAGAAAAUGGUCUGUACAAUGAAGAAUAAGGGAAUAGCAGCUUGCCAUAAUAUAGUUUAUGUUAACCAUGAAAUGGCAACUUGCCUUAUUUGUUAUAAACAUAAACCCGCUAAAUGUGUUAUUAUAGAAUAUAUUAGAUAUUCACUUGUCAAGGAGGCAGUUGUCAUUAUCAUUGAUCCUACUCUAUGUGCCUUUGUUGCCAAGUGUGAUGUUUUUGUUGUGAUAAGUGUUAAUUUAUUGUUUACAAGAUAUGAAACUGCAGCAUUUGUUCUUUUCUGAAACCAUAUGUGUCACAUUUAUUUAUUUUUUAUUAGAAUUUUUAAUGUAUGUGAGACUUCAAAUAUCAGGAUAUAAAUAAAUUUGUCCUUCCUUUUUUAUUUUGAAAACAAAUCACAAGAAGGCCUCGAGCAAAACUCUACCAAUACCAGGAAAGGGAUUUAUAUGAAAAUGCAGGUGCUUUAAAAUUUAAAACAGAUUGCCAUGUUAAACAGUGAAAAUGCUUGAUGCAACCCCGUUUGUCAGAAACUUACCGCACGCAUUUACUACACACACAAGCAUCUGAGUGUGUGACAAACAUCAUCUAGCUUGUGGCAGAGAAAAAAAUAUAUUAGUUUAGUGUGGUUGUUUUUAUAAAUCCAAGAACUCGAAACUUAUCAUUUUAUAUUGUAAAGUGAUUGGAUAGCAAGACGUGCAAUAAAUAUGCUUCGUAAAAGAGAACUUUUCUUCACUAGCUUCAAGGCAUUACAGUUGUCAUUGUUGUAUGAAGUGAAACGGCUGGUGUUUACAACCUUGUUGUUUGCUCUCUUCCUAUUUGUUAAACUGAUAAAUAAUUUGUUACUGCUGUUUUCAGAGCUUAGUCUUCUGUUCCAUAUCAGUGCUUAGUGUUACAUUAGUAGAAACCGAGUGAAUAAGAAAAUUUUUUGAUAAAUAUGAAUAACUGAUACAUUUAGCAACUGACUUACAUUGUGGGCUCAACCCGAGACCUUUCACUAAGUAAAUGACCUGACUGGACUGGUCACCUGAUCUAAUGUCAUACUGCAACACACAGUGUUCAGUACCCUAUCUCAUAUGUACUUGGGGUUAAACUUAAGGCCUCCUUUUUUUGUUCAGCGUUGGUUUUUUUUUUUUUUUUUCAACAUAGCUUCUCUGACACCACAUUUGCUCCAGUAGCACAUUUGUGAUAGGAAGUUAGUCAUAUGUAUCAUUCUUUUUCUACUGGAUGACUAACAACAUUCACUCGUUAAAAAAAA